AUGGGCCAGCCACAAGCCCUCCUUGCGGCGAGCACGGUGUGGCUCUCUGGCUGGUCCCUGGGCCUCUUUGCAGCGGCGUUGUGGGAGGGCAUCUGCGCGCACAGCGCCUACGACCUGCGGCGCUCAACGCCGGACUGCCUCCGCCAUAAGGGGAGCGAGGUGUGUGCAGAGUUUUCUGUCGCGUGGUGCGCGGCGCCAGCGAGCAUCCUGAGCCUCUCACCGCGCUGGCUCGGCGACGCGGCCGGCAUGGGAGGCCCGCUGCUCACCUGGCUGCCGCUCCUGCUCGGCUCCUCCUCCGGGGGCGGCGGCGGCCGCAGCGAGGGAGAGGUGCGUGAGGCGCUGCGCCUGGCGCUGACGUGGUACCUCGCGCUGAUUGGGCCGGUGCGGCACGCACACCGGCUGAUGCCCGCCCGGUGGGACCCGUCGGGCCACAUCUUUGUCUACGGCGCCCAACUCGCGCCGUACGCGCACGCGCCUCUAGCGCACCUCUCCCUUCCGGUGAGAGGAUGGCUGGCCGGCUGGGCGGCGGUGCUCCUCUACCUCUCUGUCCAGACGGCGGCCUUCUUCCACACCCCUGGCGAGACCGCCGCGGGCUUCGCCCUCGCUCCAAACCGCCCGCCCCCGUGA
Molecule: messenger RNA, 627 nt
Organism: Emiliania huxleyi CCMP1516
Lineage: Eukaryota; Haptophyta; Isochrysidales; Noelaerhabdaceae
Exons: 2
Coding region: 1-627 (208 amino acids)
Source: RefSeq, a predicted model, not a curated record